CUCUCUUUCUCUUUUUUGGCCCCUUUUCUUUUUCUUUCUUUGGGGCUACAGGACAAGAAAAUGGAUAGCAGUGAUAUCGAUUACCUGUAAGCUGCCGACUGAUUACAAACUGCCUCGACCUUCAUAAGAAACUGACUUCUGUAUUGUUUACGCUGUACAUGGCUUUCGAUUUCUAAAAGUACAUUGCUAAAAUGUAUAUCCCCGUUAGUGAUUCUUUUACUUGGUGUUCUGUACAUCGGGUAUAAACGCCGUUACGAUCCCGAAACAGUUGCUUCACAUCUGCCACCCUGCAGGACAACAGCGACGAAACAUCUGUCAACAACAGCAAUAACAACAUCGACAGACACCCAACACAUGAAUUACCACAAAAACCUACAAAUGAUGUUGAGCGGGAUACCGGUGCUUGGCUGGAUUUAUCAUUUGCUAUCUCUUCAAGAGCUAUUCGAGUCCAUACGAUGCGUAACAUAUUUUAUCGCCUGGGUGCUUAUUGUGUUGACGAUCGCUGUCUCGCCUCCAUAUUACGCGUAUAGUGCAAGACAUUAUAUAUACUUCUUUGUAUACGCUUACGGUUACUUGUCAGCAGAUACUGGAUAUCACCUCUAUCAUAUCGGUCUUGAAAACAGUAUAUGGGAAAAUGUGCACUUUGGGUUGUGCUUGAUUCUAUUUGUUAUUGCUGGAACUACUCCGCAACCAGUUCACCCCUUGAACCUGAACGAAUGUGUUUGCAUUAAGGUAUGUAUCAAUGGUCACAAGACACGGCAUACUCCAGAAGCCUCCGCAAGCCUGUUCUCUUGGGCUGUGUUUCAAUGGAUUAAUCCACUAGUUCGAUAUGGAUUCUCAAAUCAGAUUACUCGCGAAGACCUAUAUCCACUCACCUUCCAACAUCGUGCAAAAAUUGCAUACGAAGAUUACACAUCAGCGUCGAAACGAGGAAUACGAGCACUAUAUCGUCUAUACAAAGCCAACGAGCGAUCUAUUUGGCUACAGAUUAUAUUCUCAAAUGCGGCUGUUCUACUAUCCUAUUUAAAUCCAUACUUUCAACAAAAGUUCCUGGAAUAUAUCGAGAAAAAAGAUUCACCAAUUCGCGUUGCGUAUGGAUACGUAUUGAUGAUGUUCUUGGCAGCUCUCGUACAAACACUUUGCAAUAGUAUCCAGUUGUGGGCAGGUCGACGAUGGAAUGUCAGAACGCUGUGCAUGCUAGACGCCGAUAUUUAUGCCAAGGCGUUGAGGCGCAAAGACACACAUCCUGCACCGGCAUCACAGAAGCAGGAUGAUGAUAAAGAAUACAAAACGAAUAACAGCAGCAAAGGAGAAGAUAAUAACGAUGGAGCUGGCAAGAUUACAAACCUGAUGAGCCUAGAUGCAAACCACAUAGCAGAAUUACCGGCGUACAUAUUUAUGUUCUACAAUGCACCAGUUGAGAUCAUCAUUGCGAUGGUGUACCUUUACCAUCUACUCGGAACAGCGGCGAUCGUGGGACUAGCUGUUCUGAUUCUUUUCUUCCCAAUGACAUAUGUUUUGGUCAACAAAAUCCGAAAAGCUUAUAUGAAUAUAUCCAAUGCAGAGGAUCGUAGGAACAAUUUACUGAACGAGUUCUUACAAGGAAUCCGCAUCAUUAAAUAUGCAGCAUGGGAAACGAAUUGGCAAGCAAAGAUUAUGCGUGCAAGAGAAGUCGAACUGGAACAAAUUCGGCAGACAAAUAUACUUGAGGUUAUUAUGAAUGUAGGCUAUUUGACGGUACCAGUGCUAGUGUCAGCCUGCUCAUUCGUCUGGUAUGUCAAGGUAUCUCAACGCGAAUUAUCGGCAAGUGUGGUAUUUGUCAGUAUCACUUUGUUUGAUAUGCUGCGAAGCCCUCUUUUGUUGUUGCCGGAUGCUUUAGCCUCAUUUACCCAAGCAUACGUUAGCCUAAAGCGCAUUACCACGUAUAUGGACGAUCAAGAAAUACAGCUGAAUACCGCAGAUGACACGUCAUCACCUUCAGGACGCGUAGGAUUUGAAUCUUCAAUAUUCCAAUGGCCCGACAACAUCAAAAGAACGUCAGAAUCGCAAGCAAACGAUCAGCAACCUACCAGAAUCAGCAGUAACGAAAACUCGCCUUUACUGGAAGUAACAAACAGUAUUACCAAAUAUGUCGAUCCCUCACUGACUGAUAAGCAACAAACGUUCCGCCUCGAUAUACCAUCUGCGUUUGAUUUUCCUACAGGGCAGCUUAGCCUUAUAUAUGGUCCUACUGGGGCAGGAAAGUCCUCACUUUUAAACGCACUAUUGGGAGAAAUGGACACGAUAAACGGGAAGGCAUAUUUAGCAAUAACCAGAUCACCCUUAACAACGGAUAUCGCUGCUAUUCCUACGACAACGACCACACACGACCAUUACACUUUUUCCAAUUGCGUCGCAUAUGCUGCACAACAGCCAUUUUUACUUCAGGCAACAAUACGCGAGAAUAUUCUGUUUGGUCAGCCCUAUGAAGCUGAGCGGUAUGAAAAGGUGCUUUGGCAAUGCGCACUCGUCAAAGACUUAUCGAUUCUACCUGACGGCGAUUAUACCGAAAUUGGAGAAAAGGGCAUUUCGCUUUCUGGAGGCCAAAAGCAGAGAGUGUCACUCGCGCGUGUCGUGUUUUCGUACUCAAGGAUUGCGUUACUGGACGAUUGCCUUAGCGCUGUCGACUCGCAUACUGCACGUCAUAUUUUUGAGCACUGCAUUAGAGGCGAUCUUUUACAAGGACGUACGAUCAUCAUGGUGACACACCAUAUCCAACUGUGUAUGCCCGCAGCAAAAUUUCUUGUUCGGCUCGAAAUGGGUGGCAAGGUCGCUGCGUUUGGCUCUGUCGAAGAGCUACAACAGUCCGACAAAUUGAUUGAGACCAACUCUAUUGUAGAGCAACAUCCAAAAACGCAUGAUGACAACGACGGAGUUGUAGAAGCGACCGAUAAAAGCAAAUUAGCAGUAGAGCAAACAAAAACAGCCACAACAUCUGCCGGUAAACUGAUACAAGAUGAACACUCAGAAAAAGGCCAAGUCAAGGCCAAAGUUUAUUUGACGUAUUUGCGCGCCUGUGGAGGUUGGCUAUUUUGGAUCGCGCUAGCUGUUUUCUUUUCUUCUUCAAGGACUUUGGCUUUUGCAGAAAAUUGGUGGCUGAGAGUCUGGGCAGCAGCAUAUUCAUCCAAGAGCAGUCGAGAAACGCCUUUGGUAGUCACUUUAUAUAUGUGUCAGCGUCAGGACACCUCUUCUGCUGCCAAUGUUGGGCUCCAGACUCACGAAUCUAUCGCGUCGAUAAUGAGAACUUCUCCAGGCGAUGAAGAAAACGGCGCAGUUGAUGUAGAUUACUACAUUGCUGUUUAUCUUUUACUCUGCUUAGCAUUUGUUGUCUCGGAUGCUCUACGGAAUAUUUUGCUUUACUGGGGUUCCCUCCGUGGUGCCAAAAUUUUAUUCGUGGAACUAAUCGAUCGCAUUGCCCACGCUCCUUUACGUUUCUUCGACACGACUCCCUGUGGCAGAAUCCUUAAUCGCUUUGGAGCUGAUAUGGCCGUAGUCGAUAAGCAAGUGGCAAGAAGAGCCGGGAUGCUGUUUGAAUGCCUCACAGGAAUGGUAGCUUCAUCCAUCAUCAUCAGCGUGAUAACACCGCAAUUUAUUUUUGUUGCGCUUGUAACUGCCUGUAUAUACUUUAUGAUUGGGCUACACUAUCUACGGGCAUCACGGGAGCUGAAGCGCUUGAACUCGGUCAAUCGGUCUCCUAUCUAUUCGCUUUUCACAGAAACGCUUUCUGGGGUGACAACGAUCCGGGCCUUUGGACAGCAGCAUCAAUUUUUAUCGUCAAUGUACGACAAGAUUGAUACGUAUCUUACACCCUACUACCUCCUCUGGAUGGUCAAUCGCUGGCUGCUUGUACGCAUGGAUGCCGUUGGCGCACUCAUGACGUUGGGUGCCGGUGUACUUAUCCUUCAAAAUCUCGAUUCCAUAGAUGCUGGAAUGGCUGGAAUCUCCCUCGUAUAUGCACGCAUGUUUUUAACUAACGUGUUUUGGAUGAUGCGACAAUACACCGAAGUGGAAAUCAGCAUGAAUUCUGUUGAGCGGAUACAAGAAUAUCUCGAAGUAGAACAAGAACCGCGCAACCAGCCAAAACCUCUCAAGCAUUGGCCAACCACUUCUGCACUCAAAAUAAGCGACCUCCAAAUCCGAUACGCACCACACCUUGAUCCGGUCUUGCAUGGUGUAUCGUUUGAGGUCAAGGACAAAGAAAAGAUCGGGAUUGUUGGCAGAACGGGAUCCGGAAAAUCGACGCUUGCUCUCUCCCUGUUCCGAUUUCUGGAGCCAUCUAGUGGUCAGAUCAUAUUAGACGGGAUUAAUAUCUCCUCCGUCGACCUUGCUAGUCUGCGAUCAAGUUUGACCAUGAUACCUCAAGACGCAGCGCUAUUUUCUGGUAUAAUCCGAUCUAAUUUGGAUCCCUUCAACGAACACCCUGAUGAAGCACUCUGGACUGCUCUAGAGCGAGUUCACAUCCGAUCAAGAAUCCUCGGCCUCAACCAGACUGUUAGCGAUGGAGGACAAAACUUCUCGCAAGGUCAGCGGCAGUUGCUAUGUAUGGCACGAGCGCUUCUUCGAUCAAGCAGGCUGAUUGUCAUGGAUGAGGCUACAGCAAGCGUCGAUUUUGACAUGGAUGCCAAGAUACAACACACAAUUCGACAAGCUUUUGUAGAAUCGACACUCAUAUGUGUCGCACACAGAUUACGUACAGUGAUCGACUAUGAUCGAGUUCUCGUUAUGGACAAUGGUCGAGUGGUCGAAUACGAUACUCCUUGGAAUCUCCUAAAUCAAACCCCACCAAGUUAUUUCCGUGCAAUGUGCGAACAAUCAGGCGAACUGGAUACACUGAUAAAUAUGGCACGUCAAACCAACGACACUCUGCAACAGAUCAAACAGCCGAAUAUUUUAUAA
This is a messenger RNA of Zychaea mexicana, 4935 nucleotides long. RefSeq lists its product as uncharacterized. The coding region runs from base 355 to 4935 and encodes 1526 amino acids. Gene Ontology annotation, molecular function: ATP binding; ABC-type peptide transporter activity; ATP hydrolysis activity. Lineage: Eukaryota; Fungi; Mucoromycota; Mucoromycetes; Mucorales; Lichtheimiaceae. Gene Ontology annotation, biological process: transmembrane transport. Gene Ontology annotation, cellular component: fungal-type vacuole; membrane. The transcript is spliced from 11 exons. The record is from RefSeq and is a predicted model, not a curated record.